UAGAAAAAAACAUGGAAACUAGGUCGUUUUCCAAAUUGGUGUUUGCAUUUUGCCUGGUUUUCUGCUUGGUUUCUCAGCUGGUUCACUCUAGUGUCACCUACGACAGAAAGGCCAUCGUCAUCAAUGGUCAAAGGAGAAUUCUUUUUUCUGGUUCCAUACAUUAUCCUAGAAGUACCCCUGAUAUGUGGGAAGAUCUGAUUCUCAAGGCAAAAGAGGGAGGUCUAGAUGUGAUUGAUACCUAUGUCUUCUGGAAUGUUCACGAGCCUUCUCCUGGCAAUUACAAUUUUGAAGGAAGCAAUGAUCUGGUGAGAUUCAUAAAGACAAUACAGAAAGCUGGGCUCUAUGCUCAUCUCCGCAUUGGACCUUAUGUCUGUGCAGAAUGGAAUUUUGGAGGAUUUCCUGUUUGGCUGAAGUAUGUUCCGGGCAUAAGCUUUAGAACAGACAAUGAACCUUUCAAGAGGGCGAUGCAAGGAUUCACUGAGAAGAUUGUGGGAAUGAUGAAGAGUGAGCACCUCUUUGAAUCCCAGGGUGGCCCCAUCAUACUCUCUCAGAUUGAGAAUGAGUAUGGAGCACAGAGUAAGUUACUUGGAGCUGCUGGCCAAAAUUAUGUGAAUUGGGCUGCAAAAAUGGCUGUAGAGAUGGGAACUGGAGUCCCUUGGGUGAUGUGUAAGGAAGAUGAUGCGCCAGAUCCAGUGAUAAACACGUGCAAUGGCUUCUAUUGUGAUAAGUUUACUCCCAAUAGACCCUAUAAGCCUUCACUUUGGACAGAGGCUUGGAGUGGCUGGUUUACGGAAUUUGGAGGUCCAAUUCACAAAAGACCUGUCCAGGAUUUGGCAUUUGCAGUUGCUCGAUUUGUAAUAAGAGGAGGGUCCUUUGUAAACUACUACAUGUAUCAUGGAGGAACCAAUUUUGGACGAACUGCUGGAGGUCCUUUCAUCACUACCAGUUAUGACUAUGAUGCUCCAUUAGAUGAAUAUGGUUUGAUUAGGCAGCCAAAAUAUGGUCAUCUAAAGGAGCUUCAUAAGGCCAUCAAGAUGUGUGAGCGAGCUUUGAUUUCAACUGACCCAAUUGUUACUUCAUUAGGGGCCUCCCAACAGGCUCAUGUUUACUCUACGGAAUCUGGAGAUUGUGCUGCUUUUCUCUCAAACUAUGAUGCAAAAUCCGCUGUUAGAGUGAUGUUCAAUAAUAUGCACUAUAACUUACCUCCUUGGUCUGUCAGCAUCCUCCCUGAUUGUAGAAAUGUUGUCUUCAAUACAGCAAAAGUUGGAGUGCAAACAUCUCAGAUGCAAAUGUUGCCAACAAAUACUCAGAUGUUCUCAUGGGAAAGUUUCGAUGAAGAUAUUUCUUCUCUGGAUGACAGCUCAACAAUCACUGCUGCUAAUCUCCUGGAACAGAUUAAUGUAACACGGGAUACAAGUGAUUAUCUUUGGUAUAUAACUAGUGUUGAUAUAGGUUCCUCCGAGUCCUUUCUACGUGGAGGUGAACUCCCCACUCUCAUUGUUCAGUCUACAGGCCAUGCUGUGCAUGUUUUCAUCAAUGGUCAACUUUCUGGUUCUGCCUAUGGAACAAGGGAGUAUAGGAGAUUCACAUAUACUGGAAAGGUAAACCUUCGUGCUGGAACAAACAGAAUAGCUCUGCUCAGUGUUGCCAUCGGACUUCCUAACGUGGGAGAACAUUUUGAGACAUGGAGCACAGGAGUCCUAGGUCCAGUUGCACUCCAUGGACUUGACCAGGGAAAGUGGGACUUGUCCUGGCAGAAAUGGACUUACCAGGUUGGGCUGAAAGGAGAAGCCGUGAAUCUCGCCUCUCCAAAUGGUAUCUCUUCGGUUCAGUGGAUGCAGUCAGCAAUAGUUGUACAAAGAAAUCAACCAUUGACAUGGCAUAAGACUUAUUUCAAUGCUCCUGAAGGAAAUGAACCAUUGGCAAUAGAUAUGGAGGGUAUGGGUAAAGGUCAAAUAUGGAUUAAUGGACAAAGUAUUGGAAGAUACUGGACUGCAUUUGCUACUGGUAAUUGCAAUGACUGCAACUAUGCUGGUUCAUUUAAACCUACAAAGUGCCAAUUUGGUUGUGGCCAACCAACCCAGCGAUGGUACCAUGUUCCUCGAUCUUGGUUGAAGCCAACUCAAAAUCUAUUGGUUAUUUUCGAGGAACUUGGGGGAGAUCCUUCAAAAAUUUCACUUGUUAAGAGAUCAGUGAGCAGUGUCUGUGCUGAUGUGUCAGAGUACCACCCAAAUAUUAAGAACUGGCACAUUGAGAGCUAUGGUAAGUCAGAAGAGUUCCAUCCACCAAAGGUUCACUUGCAUUGUAACCCUGGCCAGACCAUCUCUUCCAUUAAAUUUGCAAGCUUUGGAACUCCUUUGGGAACUUGUGGGAAUUAUGUGCAAGGAGCUUGCCAUUCCCCCGCAUCCCAUGCCAUUUUAGAGAAGGUACUCUACCAUACCAAAUGUACAGGAAAACCAAGAUGCACAGUCACUGUAUCAAACAGCAACUUUGGGCCAGACCCAUGUCCGCAGGUGUUGAAAAGGUUAUCAGUUGAAGCUAUAUGCACUCCAACAGCUAUAAAUUGGAAGGGUUGAUAGAGUAAGGAAGCACCCUUUUAAGUGUAAUGUGUAGUGACUUAAACCACAAGAAAAAGGAAUGAAUAAUAAAAGGAGUACAGGUAAAGUUAAAGGUAGAUCAAUAGGUUGAGUGUCAU
Molecule: messenger RNA, 2695 nt
Organism: Gastrolobium bilobum
Lineage: Eukaryota; Viridiplantae; Streptophyta; Magnoliopsida; Fabales; Fabaceae
Product: beta-galactosidase 3-like
Exons: 19
Coding region: 12-2576 (854 amino acids)
Biological process (GO): carbohydrate metabolic process
Cellular component (GO): cell wall; vacuole
Molecular function (GO): beta-galactosidase activity; carbohydrate binding
Source: RefSeq, a predicted model, not a curated record